Malurus melanocephalus (red-backed fairy wren) is the source of this 3283-nucleotide messenger RNA. RefSeq names its product MRN complex interacting protein (gene MRNIP). The transcript is spliced from 7 exons. Gene Ontology annotation, cellular component: nucleus. The record is from RefSeq and is a predicted model, not a curated record. The coding region runs from base 27 to 1097 and encodes 356 amino acids. NCBI's taxonomy places the organism in Eukaryota, Metazoa, Chordata, Aves, Passeriformes, Maluridae. Gene Ontology annotation, molecular function: chromatin binding. Gene Ontology annotation, biological process: mitotic G2 DNA damage checkpoint signaling.
GCGCGGGCUCAGGUCACGUGGCCGCAAUGGCGCAGCGGUUCUGGGUGCUGAGGUGCUGCUCSUGCCGCCGCUUCCAGGGGCAGCAGGCCAAGCGCAGCGGGCGGUGGAGCUGCAGCGUGUGCGGCCAGCGGCAGGCCGUGCAGAAGGUUUAUGGCCAGGGCUCGGGCCUGGAGUGCAGGCGCCACGUGCAGAAGCUGAAUYUGCUGCAGGGUGAAGCGGAGGAGGCGCUUGGUUGGACAUCUUGGUAUGCAGAAGACUCUGUAAAUGACAGCAAAAAUAAAGCAGCACAGCGUGAGGACAGCUCAGUCCAGCAGGAGGGAAGGAAAGAAGGCAGUCGCUGGAGUAAAUAUCUGGGCCAGGAGAGUGAGGAUCAGGAAGGCAACGAAGAGGAGGCAGCUYUAGAAAGGCAACAGUUCUGUUCCCAGAGAGAGAACACUGUGGGAGAACAAAGGAAACAUCAGAAGCACUUCCUCUCCAGUGAUGUGCCAGAACAUGUAGAAGAAAGUGGGGUUUCUCAGCUUUUCUACCAAGCCAAAAAGCUUAAGAAAUGCUUUGUAGCAGUGCCUGAUGGAGAURGUGGUUCUGGAGGCAGUGUSGUUCCUGCUGUCUGUGAGUCUGCAGUGCCAGAGGARAAUACACAGCCCCCAACUACCAAACCAUCUAAGUGGGACAAAUUUCUCUCAUCAUCUGACAACUCCAGUGAAAAUGCUGCUGCAGCAACCAUGGCCCUGCAGGAGGGCAGUGGAGGUGUGGGGCYGGACAGCACCACGGCUAGCGGGGCCUGGAGGUGCUCAGGACAGGCUGGAAGGACUCUGCCCCAGAGUAUAGGGUUUGGAUUUAAAAAGUAUGUUGCUGGCACUGAGAGACUGGCCUCCAAACUGCCCAGCACCAGUGGCUCAGUUGAGGAUGGGUGCAGAGAACCUCAGAGCCAGCUUCUAAGGGCAGGAUCUGGUGCAGAGACCGUUGCAGGACAGUGCUGUUCAGAUACCACUGGGAGGGCAAAGACUCUUGUUAACUCUAACCCUGGCCCAAAGCUGAGCAACAUCUCUUGUGCACAACUCUUCUGCACAGGUGAGGAGUUUGAUGAUGAUCUCUGAGUUCAGGCAGGCUUUGGCAGCUGUUUCUUGCCUSUAAUGCAUCUGAUAAUGUUGUGUACUGAAGCAACGUUUUGAACUGAAGGUGGUUUCACUCAAAUCCACAGAAAUUGCACUAUUAAAGUUGUUUACUUGCCUCAUAGUUGUGUUUGGGGRGAAGAGGGAAGAGACAGUAACCUGAGAGCAACAGUGUUGUCUAGCAACCUCAGCAGCUAGAAAUGGGAAUGGAAGUAGGUUAGCGUGGAGAGAGAAAGCUCCCAGGCUUCAAGGAUUCCUGGCCAGUACGAUUAAAUUCUGUGACUGACUCCUUACAAACUACAACUCUUUGUCCCUGUACUGCAUCCUUUUUAAAAUCUCCCAUAGCAACYCUUUCUUCCAGAGCUGCAAGGAAGCUCCAGAGGCAGCAAAGCAUGCAGUUUCUCUUUUUAAGUGUAGCCCUAAGUGCACACCAAAGUACUUGCAAAAAGGCAGUCUUAGGCUGCUUCGUGAUACUAGCCUAGACCAGUAAAUACCAUAGCUGAAAUGCUCACACAGACACAUCACAUGCAGUAGUAUUUAUUUUUCCUCCAUUCUACAAGCAUUUAAGAACAUGAGAAAGAAAUCCAUAGUAGGAAGAAAGAUGAACCAACAAUAACUUGUGCUGCAUUAUCUUCUUUCAGCUAGAAAAGAGCUUUUUGUUACUACUACAAGUGGGGGGGCUGCUUAGAAUACUGRAUGGCAUCGAGUGCUGCCCCAAUGUCGCAGUUCUUGGUCUGCAGGAGCCGAGUGAGCCAUCCGCCCUCAUCAGAGAAGCCCAUGGARAGCAUCUGGGACAGGGACUCGAUGAGGCGAGGGUCUGCUUCUGUGAAAAGAAGAAUAAACUAGUUUAGAGUUCAGCUAUUUCAUGUAAUUGGCAAACCAGGCRAGGCUCUAAUACCACUGUCAGAGAUAAGAAUAGUGAGUCAGGCUCAGCYGGUCGUACUCUGAACCUCAGUGCUGCUGCUCCAAGUUAAAAGACCUUGGAUACUGUUACUGCCUCCCACCASAAAAUGCUGCCCUAAAGCCACAGGAUGUACUGCUCCAUAUCCUGCAUUAAAAGACCUCUUGAGCAGUACACAGCAAGGACACGAUUGAGAACGGCUCCUUUUUCAUGUUGCUCAAAUGGCACAUUAGCCUAAGGUCAGAUGUCUGGUUAAGACUUAGCUGCCCACAUGCAAGAGAGGACCCAUCUGAUCAUGUCUAACAGAGUGCAAGARCUGCCAAACCUGCCGAAGUCAGGGGCAGGUUUAGCUGUAACUUACACGACCUUGGUUCUGUCACCUCUAGAACAAGUCUGCUUGUGUCAGGCCAAGUUGGCCGUUGCCAAGUCAAAGUUACCAUCAGCUAUGAAAYCUGCACGCACUCUUACCUGGGGGAAGGUGGGGGUAGAGGGCAGCUUCUCGCAGGCCCGUAGGUCCUGGUGGGGGAGGAUCCCGAGGCACAUCCAGGGAGCUGGGACCGUCUGUGUCUGGCAUCUGCAGAGACUGCAGUUCACCUGUGGAAGGAUCCACUUCYUUGGACGAUAAGUGGGUCCAGUCCUCCUCACCCCCUGAUGAACUGCUAGACUCACUGUGUUCCUGAAAUGGAAAGAAAAAAAUGUAUAGGUAGGAUGCACACUUCUACUGUCUGUCUUUAAUAUAAGGAAUUGCAUCCACAAGAAGUCCCACACCUUUGCAGUAAACUUCUAGAGAGGCUGUAUAUUAUUUAAUCUGCUCUCAUCUUAAUAUUCACUCCCACACUGCAUGCUAAAUGAUUAUAUUCCAUURUUGUCACAGUUCCUGUACCUGGGAGUGGAAACCGCCAUCUUCCAUUUGUGUGGGCACAGGAUCUAUCACCAUGUCUUGUAUCUGUUCUGCAACGACAUUUACUUGUGUAGCAGAGUCUGUGUUAUUCCAGUCUGCUUUGGUCUGACCGUUCUGGGUUGGAGCACUGUUGGUUGCCUCAGCAUUGGUCUUCUCUUGGUUGGUAGAAGUGGGAGUCACUUUGCUUCUCUGUCCUCCAUGUUCCACAUCAAUAUCAACUUCAAUACCUAGAAAUUAUUUAAGGUGGACAAASUCUUACAGAUUUUUGCAAAGCACAAUCCUAAACGAUCCUAAAUCAAUCAAUCCUGCUCUACACCCUAAAGGUUUUUAUCAUCCUACAGUUUGCCACCCAACAUGCAGGAAUUAAAA